Messenger RNA from Myripristis murdjan (pinecone soldierfish), 2255 nucleotides. RefSeq names its product growth differentiation factor 9 (gene gdf9). The coding region runs from base 152 to 1477 and encodes 441 amino acids. Gene Ontology annotation, molecular function: cytokine activity; growth factor activity. The transcript has 2 exons. Gene Ontology annotation, cellular component: extracellular region. The record is from RefSeq and is a predicted model, not a curated record. NCBI's taxonomy places the organism in Eukaryota, Metazoa, Chordata, Actinopteri, Holocentriformes, Holocentridae.
CGGCAACGACACGUUCAGAUUAAAUGGGUUAACCGUUAAUGCUAGCUCCCAAAGUGCGUUGAUGUUUGUUUGUUUGUUUUCCGUCAGGCCCCAAGCAGUGUUGGGCUCAAUAACGUUGUUAAAAACUGAAACUUGACCCGUUUAUUUGUUUAUGAUGGAGACUCGACUGUUGCUGUCAAUUGCACUUCAUUAUUUUCGCACCGUCCUCCUCCUGCUCCUGUUCACCUGCGGCUGCCCGCUGAGGUCUCCCCUCGCCUCCUCCAGCGCGCUGCGCAGCCUCGGCGACUCCGGCCGGUUCUCCUACGACAGGAUCUUCUCCCCCCUGUUCAGAGCCCUGUCCGAGCAUGGCCGGUCGAGGUGGACCCCAGACCUGAAGAAGAAGCUUAAACCAGAGCACAAAUAUAUAAAAUAUAUGACGGAGUUUUAUAAGAAGUCACUGAGAGUGCAGAGGAGCUUGGAUGGGAAAAAAACUCACCAUAUUGGCAUACUCCGACUGAUAAGGCCCAAAGAUGAAUGUCCCGUACACAGCAAAGAGUUCACUAUGCAAGACCUUUCCUACAAUCUUGACCAAGUGAAAAAUAAAGAACAGCUUCUCAAGUCCGUCCUGCUCUACUCUGUUGACCGUUACCAUGCAGCUUCUGACUGGUCUGUGUGCUACCUGGAUAUCAAGGAGCAAGAGCACUUAAACCAGUGUCAGCUGUGUCCUGACGCCCAGCACAGAGUCAAUUUCACAAUCAGCACACACACACAAAGGAGGAACUGGCUGGAGGUUGACAUCACCUCUUUUCUCCAGCUGCUCUUGAAGUUUCAGAGGAAGAAUAUGCGCCUGCUCAUCAAUGUGACCUGCCCAGAGGACAGAGGGGCCAGGGCUGCCGGCCGCAAAGGCCCUUUAGAGCUCACCCUGACCCUGAGGCCUCCAUCUCUGCUCCUGCAUCUCAAUGACACCAGCAAACUGUCCCAUCCGAGGUCACUGAUCUCUGCCAAAGCAGGUCAAAGGCCAGCUGCUGCGGCAAAUACAUUUCACAAGCAAAUGGAUUUCAAAUCAGGAUGGAGAAUUGGGCGCAUGAGGAGACGGAGGAGGGAAUCCCCAAAGAGCAAAAGAGGCAGUCAAAGCCUAAAUAUCAGCCUGCCCGACCUACUUCCAAGCUCUGAAUUUCCAACAACUGACUGUGCCUUGUAUGAUUUCAGGGUGAGAUUCAGCCAGCUCAGACUGGAUCACUGGAUUGUUUUUCCACCAAAAUAUAACCCCAGAUACUGCAGAGGCAUAUGCCCGAGGACCAUGGGCUUUAUCUAUGGCUCCCCGGUGCACACCAUGGUGCAAAACAUCAUUUACGAGAAGCUGGACUCCUCUGUACCCAAGCCCUCAUGUAUCCCUUCCCACUACAGCCCACUAAGUGUCAUGAUCUUUGAAGUGGAUGGGUCGUACGUUUACAAGGAGUUUGAGGACAUGGUGGCCACCAGGUGCACGUGUCGUUAAGACAGUGCACGUCCCGAGUGCAGAUGAACUCACUUCAUGUUUCACAAUGUAUUGUCAUUAUCCCACAUUUUAAGUAUGAAAUCUUCUGACCAGGUUCAGCGAUUGCAUGAAUUAUACUCAGAGUCAUCUAGAGCAGGUGUGUUUACUUAAUCAAGUGUGUUGUGUGUUUACUUAAUCAAAGUAUUUUAUCCUAUUGAAAAAUAUAGAGAUAUGGCAUUUAUUUCCUUUUUGUUUACGAUGCGAUACGAUGCAAAUGCAUCUUACCCUUCAACUUACUGCUGUUGUUUGCAACAUAGCAUUGAAUGUGACACACUUGAAGAAGAAAAUGUAUUAUUUAUGAUUUUUUAAGUUAUUUUUUGUUAAUUUAUUUUGGGUGGGUGGUCUGUCAUUAUUCUUUAGCACAACUGGCAAGUUUUAAGUAACCCUGUUCUGGACAAAAGAUGAAAAAGCAGUCCCAUACUCUUAUCAAACCUUUUACAUUUCAUUUUAUUCGUGGAUAUUACAGGUGGUUGUCUUAUGGGCAGCCAUCCUAAUGUCCACAAUGAAAGCUCUGUAGGGAUAACUCAAGGUUUGUGUGUAUUUAUUACUUCUGGUCAUCGAGUGGCUACAUACUUAUGAAUUCGUACUGGUUUGUGUGACAAAAUGCAUGUCACAUCUAUUUAUGCAAAUUGAAUGAAUUGACUGUGUGCCUGUGUUCAGCUCAUGGAUUUUCACAAAGAAAAAGAAUAUUUAGACAUGUUCUUUAGAAAACUGUAAAUAAAAGAAACUAGCAUGCACA